Messenger RNA from Eremomyces bilateralis CBS 781.70, 2049 nucleotides. RefSeq names its product P-loop containing nucleoside triphosphate hydrolase protein. Gene Ontology annotation, molecular function: ATP binding; ATP hydrolysis activity. Bases 1 to 2049 code for a protein of 682 amino acids. Lineage: Eukaryota; Fungi; Ascomycota; Dothideomycetes; Eremomycetales; Eremomycetaceae. The record is from RefSeq and is a predicted model, not a curated record. The transcript has a single exon.
AUGUCUUCCACAGAAUCAGAGCCGGGACAACCGCUCGAUCCAGCCGAGCUAGGCAUGACCUGCGGCUCCAAGAACCUGUACUCUGGCAAAGAGGACAAGCGAGGCCGGUUCCAUUGGCAAGAGUCGAUUCCAGAGGAUAUUGGUGAGCCGGUCGAGAAUGCCGAGACCGCCAAAUAUGCUUUGAUAGUUCGAAAUGUCAAGGUCUACAACGACCCCCGCCGCGUCCUGAAGAUCCACUCCAUCGUCAUCCAGAGCCCGCUCUUGAAACAAUUCCUCACCAAGGUGCUCAAGGACUACCCGGGCGUGACCGUCGACUUGGCGCGUCUGGAGUUCUCCGGCAUAUUUGAGCCGCUCAUUCAUCGCUGGCAGGAAAUGCAGGAAGCGAUAGCGGCUUUGAGUGAGGACUCAGAAGACGAUCGCAAGACGCGCGAGCAUGCGCAGCUGCUUUUUGAUAUCUUGCUGUCGGAGUUCCAGGACACAAUUGAAACGAGUCAGGAUAUGAAGAGCAAGGGCGUGAUCACCUACGAAUAUCUGUGGACGCUGUUCCAGCCUGGCGAAAUUAUAUACGCACGGCAAGACGGCCAGGAGACCGCACUUAAGUUAGCGAGCAGCAAAUAUGGCACGGAUAGAAACAACCUUCCUUGUUACUGGGUAACCGGCAAGUACAUCGAUUUCGAUGGCAGCCGAUUCGGCACGCAGAAGAUCAAUCACGAUAUCAGUGCCUUCUCCGGCACCAGGCGAAUCUGCAGUCUCGGCAGUUACCCUCUCUCAUUCCACACUGAACCGGACCUGCUGAAAGCCCGACUGAUCGAGCGUGGAGGCCAGGUUGAAAGCCUUUCUGGCAAUCAUUACAAAGCCUACCAUGGCAUUGGCUGGCGGCGUAGCACUUUCACUCCAGGUCGGGACAAAUACAACAUCAAAGGCCGCAUCGUGAUCGACACGUAUGGCUGGAACCGCUUUAACCCAAACCAGGCCAUAUACGUCACGCCGUUGUCAUCGAAGGAGAACGAUACAGCGACACCAGGCCUUGGAUCGGGCGAAGCGACGGAGGAGACCGAAGACGAAGAUUACGAUUCGUACGAAGAAGAGGACUGCGGCGAUAGCGGCAUGCCGCGUGACGGGCGGUUUUCCGACGAGAACGACGAGAUGCGCCGGAAGCCGCUGACGGACGAGCAGAAACUGAUCUGCAGCCCGUUGCUCCGGGGGUACGCGCUGAAGAACAAGCUGUGGUUGAACUUCUUCAUCGGCGGCGUCCGGGAGAUCGAGUGGAGCGAGACAGCGUUCGACAGCCUGGUGCUGCCGGCGAAUCAGAAGGAGCUGAUCUUGGGAUUCACCGAGUCGCAGCGGAAAUACAAGGAGAGCUUCGAUGAUGUGAUCGAAGGGAAGGGGAAGGGCAUCAUCAUGUUGCUUUGCGGCCCGCCGGGUGUCGGAAAGACCCUGACCGCGGAAUCGGUGGCGGAAGAGAUGAAAGUGCCGUUGUACACCAUGAGCGCUGGCGACCUGGGCCUCGACCCGCGGAACGUCGAGACGAAACUGCAGAACAUCCUGGAGAUGUGCACGAAGUGGAACGCCAUCCUGCUUCUAGACGAAGCCGACGUCUUCCUCGAGGAACGCAGCCUCCACGAGCUCGAACGCAACAAGCUUGUCACCAUCUUCCUGCGCAUCCUCGAGUACUACGAAGGCAUCAUGUUCCUCACCACUAACCGCGUCCAGACCUUCGACGCGGCCUUCCAAUCGCGCAUCCACAUCUCUCUGAACUACCAGGACCUGAAUGCCAAGGCGCGCGAGACCGUCUGGACGAACUUCCUGGAGUCGAGCAAGAAGAGCGGGAUCGAGAACUCGCUCACCGAGAAGCAGGUGAAGAAAUUGGCGGAGAAGGAUAUGAACGGGCGACAGAUUAAGAAUAUUCUGAAGACCGCGCAGCUGCUGGCACGGCGCCGGGAGCAGAUCUUGGGCUAUGAGCAUAUGGAGACGGUGCUGGAGGUUACGCAGCAUUUGCACCAGACGGCUCAGCAGAGCAAGCGGACGCAGGAUACACUCUACCACUAG